UCAAAAUGUUGGUUAUUGCAGGCGAUGCCGUGCUGAUGUUGUGACGUUAAGUGUUUUCCUACGCCGUGCGCCGGGAAGCUGAGAGAAUCGCGUAGCCUGCGCGCGAGGCCUGGGCGAGAUCACGCUCCGAAUUUACGGCGAUUAUGGCUGCUGCCGCCGUGAGCUCCAAUGUGGAAAAUCUGUCGCCACAAAUCAUCCGCCGGGUAGCCAAGGAGAUGGCAGAACUGGCCGCGCAAACACCUGAAGGUAUUCGUGUCAUUUUGAACGAGGCCGAUGUCACCGACAUACAAGCCGUCAUCGAAGGCCCAGCGGGGACUCCAUAUGCCAGUGGUUACUUUAGAGUAAAAUUAGUUCUUGGAAAGGACUUUCCACAGGGACCGCCAAAGGCUUACUUUCUUACAAAAAUUUUUCACCCUAAUGUAGCAAAAAAUGGCGAAAUAUGUGUCAACACUUUAAAAAAGGAUUGGAAACCAGAUCUUGGGAUACAACAUAUAUUAUUAACUGUAAAAUGUCUACUAAUAGUGCCAAAUCCAGAAUCUGCUUUGAAUGAAGAAGCUGGCAAAUUACUUUUAGAAAGUCAUGACGAAUAUUCAGAGCGAGCAAAAAUGAUGACUGAGAUACAUGCACAAGGAGGUGGAAAAGGAAGCAAGGCGGGUCUGGAAAGUUGCGCCUCUUCGGACACUGGAGGACCUCUUCCAAAAAAACAUGCAAGUGAUAAGAAAUUAACAGCGGAAAAGAAAAAAAUGUUAAAAGAUAAGAAGAGGACACUGAAGAGACUAUAAAAAAAAUUAAUAUUAUUUCUCCUGUCUUUUGUAAUUUAAAAUACUAGUAU
This is a messenger RNA of Trachymyrmex septentrionalis, 832 nucleotides long. RefSeq names its product ubiquitin-conjugating enzyme E2 S. The coding region runs from base 144 to 782 and encodes 212 amino acids. The transcript has 5 exons. The record is from RefSeq and is a predicted model, not a curated record. NCBI's taxonomy places the organism in Eukaryota, Metazoa, Arthropoda, Insecta, Hymenoptera, Formicidae.